CAAGAGAGAGCCUCAGUCACACCGAGAAUAUCAGCCACUCUAGCGAUAGGCUGCAGACGGAUGAAGGCUAGGCUACCACUGAACAUUGUGCAGAAUAGGCAUUAGGUUACAGUCUCAACUCCCGCUUAAUGCAGUGACCACUUCAUAUUUCGAUGCCUUUUAACUCUCCGGCAGAGAGGACGAAGAAACGUUUGCUAUUCCUACGAAGAAUUUGAGCGUUUAGUCAUGAUGUUGGAGAACGGCGGAAAGAUACUGAAAGAGGGUCUUCUGGAGAAGCGGAGCGAUGGUUUGCUGCAGCUGUGGAAGAAAAAGCAUUGCGUCCUAACAGAGGAUGGGGUUCUGCUUCUCCCGCCGAAGCAGCACGACCAUCCGCAUCAUCAGCACCACGGCGGUGGAGAUACCGGCAAAAUCAAGGAGCUGCACUUUGCCAACAUGAAAACAGUGGACUGCGUCGAAAGGAAAGGAAAAUAUAUGUACUUCACAGUUGUCAUGACGGAGGGCAAGGAGAUAGAUUUCAGGUGUCCACAGGACGAAGGCUGGAAUGCCGAGAUAACUUUGCAAAUGGUGCAAUACAAGAACAGGCAGGCGAUACUGGCCGUGAAGUCGACGAGACAGAAACAGCAGCUGCUUGUAGUUCAGCUACCGGGACAGAAAAUGGUUCGGAGCUCGCCAAACGUUGCGUGACCUGCGCCUUGGACAUUCGACAUUUGCGGUCAAUUGGACAUUCAGCUGAAAGAUCAAUCUAGACCCCGGAGCCAGCUGCAUCUCCACCGCUUCGCGAAGGAGCGCCACUUCCCAGGAAGCCCCUCAUUCAAUAUUGGGUUCCAAAGACCAGCAUCCGUCAUUCAAAGUCUUAUUGCCAUUAGAGACUUAUUGAAAAGACAAAAGAGGCCUAUAGCAUGUGAGAAACCAACGGUAUUCCAAUGUGCUAUGUUGUGUCGUCUAACUCGUCUUAUUUAUUAGAUGUAUAUAUUUUUUUAUCUGAAUAAUGUCUGUUGAUGAAUGUUCAGUAUGGUUGUUACUGGAGUUGAAAUUAGGGAAUGUUCACACCGGGAGAUGUGUCAAUUUCAGUAUAAGCAUCAGUAUUUUGUCAUCUUGGUGGAUGGUAGCUUUUGUUAGGAGAGGCCUAUUGUAUUGUCUUUUGAGUUCUAUCAAUUAUUUUAUAGUGAGUAACAUGUACUGCUGUACAAAAAGAAAAAGACUUACCAUGAUGCACAUGUUCACAUUCUUUGAUUGAACCAAAGACUCAUUUCGUAUCUAUGUUUAUUUUCCUUUGAUAUGUUUUGAUGUAAAAUCAUCUUCCGCAGUGUGUCCAGCGAUGAAGAAUGAUCUUCCUUUUUUCAGUUUUCUCUUGGUUUCUCUUGAUGUGAGUUACAUGGUAUUAUUGUCACAUUAACCACUGUUAACUAAAUCAUAGAUGAUGGAUAGAAUGUGUUCACUCGUUACAUUUUUCUAUGGAUGUGUUUUUUGUUUUAUUUGUUUUGUUGACGACUGUUCAAAAACAUCUCAAGGUAUCUAUUCUCUGAACGUGUGUUGUCAUGGCAUACAAAGUAGUAGCUGUGAGCCUUUUAAAACACAGUUUUGCUGUAUUCAGUCUGGGUUUUAUCUUCAUGUGUGUGUAAGAGCUAUUUUCAUACCUCUGAAAUAUACAUUCCAUUUCAA
Molecule: messenger RNA, 1662 nt
Organism: Osmerus eperlanus (European smelt)
Lineage: Eukaryota; Metazoa; Chordata; Actinopteri; Osmeriformes; Osmeridae
Gene: phlda1
Product: pleckstrin homology-like domain, family A, member 1
Exons: 2
Coding region: 226-684 (152 amino acids)
Biological process (GO): positive regulation of apoptotic process
Molecular function (GO): phosphatidylinositol phosphate binding
Source: RefSeq, a predicted model, not a curated record